GUUGAAGUUCUCGCUUCCUCUCGUCCUACCGCUCCUUCUUCCUGCUAGCUACAGCACGUCGUUAGCUAGAUGCAGCAUGUACAGCUAGUUUAGCCGAAAGCUGACCAAAUGGAAUGAGUAAUUUUCUUACUACAUCUGUAAAUGUCGCUGUGGCUGACUAGCAGCUAGCUGUGCUGAAAAUGUCCGUAUUUAGCCUCGCUGCCUCGCGCACAUGCCGUGGCGUAUCGCUUAGAAUCCCUCGGACAUUAUUUACCCUGCUACCUAACGAUGGAUACUCAAUAACAAACCUGUACAGCAGCUGUCCGAGGAGCCGCUACACAAAUAUAACUCGUCUGCCUAGCUCUCAACCACUUAACACGAAGGUACCACAGGUGGCAACUUGGGAGCCAGUACCAGAGGACCAGCUUCCCCCACCUGCCCAUAUCCCUGCUGACCUGGUGGACAAACUAGAGCGACUGGCCUUGGUUGAUUUCCGCACCAAGCAGGGAGUGGCAUGUUUGGAGAAAGCCAUACGGUUUGCAGACCAGCUUCAUGCUGUUGACACGACAGGGGUUGAACCGAUGGAUUCAGUUCUGGAGGACAGGGCUUUACACCUGAGGGAGGAUGCGGUGAUUGAGGGUGAUUGUGCGGAAAAACUACUUCAGCUCUCCAACAGCACAGUUGAAGAAUAUUUUGUGGCACCACCAGGAAAUAUUCCUCUACCUAAGAGAGAGGAGAGGACUGCCAUGCUGAAACACUCAGAGUUUUGAUAUUUAUUAUUUUUUUUGAAGACUGAAAGUGUUUUUCAAGGACUGCAGUAUGUGUCUGAUUUCCUGGUUGAGUCCAGCUUCACUGCAUAUCUAAAAGGGUUAUGUGUGAUGUGUGUUUUCACAUAUUCUGCAACAGGAAAAAUAAAAAGCUGCUUCUCAUUUGCA
Molecule: messenger RNA, 914 nt
Organism: Archocentrus centrarchus (flier cichlid)
Lineage: Eukaryota; Metazoa; Chordata; Actinopteri; Cichliformes; Cichlidae
Gene: gatc
Product: glutamyl-tRNA amidotransferase subunit C
Exons: 5
Coding region: 180-749 (189 amino acids)
Biological process (GO): regulation of translational fidelity; glutaminyl-tRNAGln biosynthesis via transamidation; mitochondrial translation
Cellular component (GO): mitochondrion; glutamyl-tRNA(Gln) amidotransferase complex
Source: RefSeq, a predicted model, not a curated record